GCUCCUCAAAGUUUGGUUAUAUUUUUUAAUUUUAAAAAUAAUCAAAAUUUUGCAGAAAAACUGUAUUUAAACGAGUCCUCCAACAGAAUCAAUUAUGUUCCUCAACAAAUUGAUUAAUAUAGCAAGAUAUCCGAAUAAUGUCAACCAGCUAUCAAAUCUGUUCCAAAGAUGCUUAAUAUCAUCAACACCAGCAGCUCAUAACAAAUUGACAGUUAAUAAGCCAUUAGAAUUUGUUGAUUUGAAAGAAGGCAAAGAUCCAGUACAGAAUGUAAACAAAAAGAUCCAGAAUAGUGAAGCUGGAAGAUUAUUUGCAGUUGUUCAGCUUUGUGGUAAGCAAUUUAAAAUCACUCAAGGAGACGUUAUUAUGCUUGAAGGAUUUUGGGAACCAACUAAUGGCGAUCAAUUGAGAUUAGAGAAAGUUCUGCUUUGUGGAUCACAAGAUUUCACUUUAGUCGGACGUCCAAUUUUACAAAAAGGAUUAGUGGAUAUUCAAGCAACAAUAAUUGAAAAGUCAUUAUCACAUACUAGAACUCAUUUCAAGUACAAGAAACGAAAGCAAUAUCGUAGAAUCAAUUUCCAAAGAUCACCGACAACAGUUUUAAGGAUCAAUUCUAUAGAAAUUAAUAACUCUGUUGAUCAAAAUGAAGCUCAAAAGCCUUCAGAUAAUGUCUUUUUCUAAGUAGCUGUAAUAAAAUCAUUUAGAAAUUUAUUAUUAGA
Messenger RNA from Chironomus riparius, 717 nucleotides. Lineage: Eukaryota; Metazoa; Arthropoda; Insecta; Diptera; Chironomidae. The record is from the annotation of a GenBank genome assembly.